This is a messenger RNA of Drosophila guanche, 1173 nucleotides long. RefSeq names its product probable deoxyhypusine synthase. The transcript is spliced from 2 exons. Gene Ontology annotation, molecular function: deoxyhypusine synthase activity. The record is from RefSeq and is a predicted model, not a curated record. Gene Ontology annotation, cellular component: cytoplasm. Bases 54 to 1151 code for a protein of 365 amino acids. NCBI's taxonomy places the organism in Eukaryota, Metazoa, Arthropoda, Insecta, Diptera, Drosophilidae. Gene Ontology annotation, biological process: peptidyl-hypusine biosynthetic process.
GGCUGCACAUGUUGAAUUUACCAUAGAAUUUGUUUAAAUUUAUAAACUAAACCAUGUCAGCGCGACCAGAAAUAGCCAAAGAUGCAGUGCUGAAGCGUAGCGAGCGCAUUCCUGAGGGCACGCCCCAGGUGCACGGCUACGACUUCAACCAGGGCGUGGAUUACAGCAAACUCUUCGAGUCGUAUGUAAACACCGGAUUUCAGGCCACAAAUCUCGGCCUGGCCAUGCAAGAAAUCAACAAAAUGCUGGAUUGCAGGGCACAACCGCUGGAAGCAGACCAGGAGGACCUCCAUGAAACGGACGACUUCAUUCGGCGGCGAAGCAAGUGCACCAUCUUCCUGGGCUACACCUCGAACCUGGUGUCGUCAGGCAUGCGAGAGACGAUACGUUUCCUUGCCGAGCAUCGCAUGAUCGACUGCAUUGUGACCACCGCUGGCGGUGUGGAGGAGGAUUUCAUCAAAUGCCUUGCACCCACAUUCAUGGGCUCCUUUGAGCUCAACGGACGUGAGCUGCGCGACCGGGGAAUCAACCGGAUUGGCAAUCUGCUCGUGCCCAAUGACAAUUACUGCAAAUUUGAGGACUGGCUGAUGCCGCUGCUCGAUGAAAUGCUGGAGGAGCAGCGCGGCAAGGGCACGGUCUGGUCUCCGUCUCGCAUCAUCAAUCGAUUGGGCGAACGGAUUGCGGACCCCAGCUCGAUCUACUACUGGACAGCCAAGAAUCACAUACCCGUCUUCUGUCCAGCGCUCACAGACGGCAGCCUGGGCGACAUGAUGUACUUCCACUCGUUCCGGCAGCCUGGCCUCGUCGUGGACAUUCUCUCCGAUCUGCGACGCCUCAACACGAUGGCCGUGAAGGCCGUCAACAGCGGCAUGAUCAUUGUGGGCGGUGGCGUGAUCAAGCAUCACAUUUGCAAUGCCAAUUUGAUGCGCAAUGGCGCGGACUACUCGGUGUUCAUUAACACCGCCUCGGAGUUUGAUGGCAGCGACAGUGGCGCACGACCCGACGAGGCCAUAUCCUGGGGCAAGAUACGCAAAGAGGCGACGCCAGUGAAAGUCUACGCCGAAGCCAGUUUGGUGUUUCCCCUCAUAGUGGCUGAGACCUUUGCCAAACGGCAUUUUUCCAAGAAGAAUGUACACAUUUCCCCAGUGUAAAUAUAAACGACAAAGUACAGGA